CAUGCCUAAACGUACUAUCGAUGAACGAAUUAGUAAAUAUCACAAGAAAAUAGAAAAGUUACAACGAGAGAAAAAUAAGGAACCCUCUCGCAAAAGAAUUCGAGUAAUGCAAUCCUCGUCUGACGAGGAAAAUGAACAAGAUACAAUUAUUGCUGAUGUCAUUGUUCACUGUCCUCCAAUGGACCAAAUAAACCAAGAAAACAGCGUGACUGCACCUGUUCAAUCUGAGGGGCACCAGUGCACCCAACAAUUGCCAAUUAAUGACCUUGAGGAUAAUCCUCGCCAAAACACGGUUGAACAUGAGAUUGCUGAUCUUGAAGUAGACCAAAGUACCCCCAUGCCCGAUGAAACCGCGCAAGCACCUGCAGAAGCACCGGUGGAACCGGAGCUGCUUAUGGCCUUGGGUGAAUCCACAGACGACAUACCUGAAUUUGGUAAACCAAUACAUGAGAGUCUAGCUAGUCUAUGGUUACCUUUACUAAAAAAGGGCAUGCCCAAAGAUAACAAAGAUAAACUUAUGAAAAACUAUUUAAUCCCCGAGAAUUGCAAACUUCUGCAAUCUCCCAAACUUAACGCUGAAAUCUCAGCUGCAGUAUCCGAAAUAGUCAGAGGCCGCGAUAAAAAGCUAUCUAGCUUUCAACAACAACUUGGCGCAGGCAUUACUGCAAUCAAUAAGGGUAUGGAGAUCCUCCUAAGUAGUGAUAACAAAGCUCAGGCUCUGACUCAUUUUAGUGACAGCUGCCGAAUUCUGACAGAUCUUCACUGCGCUUCGACCAAAGAUAGGAUAAAACUAUUAACUCCAAGUCUUGAGAAGAACAUUCUACAUGUAAUACAAGAUUCCGAAAGAGACGAUACUCUCUUUGGAAACGCCUUGUCAGAGAAAAUCAAGGCCAGCAAAGCUAUUCAAAGACAAGGUCAACAGAUAAAAAGUCUGUGCCUUACCAACCUACUACUUCCGGGUUUCGUCAGAUGACGCCAAACCGUUAUACCCCGCCGGGAAACUGGAGGGGUCCACCUCGCUAUUACAUCAGCAGCAGAGGUGGACGAGGCAGCCAGACGAGGAUGGCAACGCCCAGGAGGUCGUACAAUUACAACACAACUCCGGCAGCGAAACCCGCUCCUCAGACCAGGCCUCGUGCUCCCACUCAACAGUAAAUCAGGUACAUUCUGGUAGAAUAAGUUCAUUUUACAAUUGUUGGCUGAAAAUAAGCCAAAAUAAUGAAGUCUUAACUUGGAUUAGGAAGGGAUACAAAAUCCCUUUCUCUAAAAGCGUUGAACAACCUCCAGUAAGCCAUCCCGCUUACUCUUUUGACGAGAGUCGUGACAUGUCCCAUGCAAUUAAUAAAUUACUAGAGUUAGGUGCCAUUUCACAAUGUAAUCCAUCAAGUGACCAGUUUGUGUCUAAAAUAUUUUUGACUCCAAAACCUAACGGUGACAAGCGAUUUAUCUUGAAUCUCAAAUCGCUUAAUACAUUUAUUCCUAAAAUUCAUUUUAAGAUGGAGGACCAUCGAACCGCAUCCAAGUUAAUACCCCAAAAUAGUUACUUAGCCAAUAUUGAUUUAAAAGAAGCCUACCUCUUAAUUCCUAUUCACGUGUCUGAUCGAAAAUAUUUACGUUUUCAAUUUCAAGCCUAUGGCUCUAAAGAAAUUCUAACGUACGAGUUUAACGCUUUGCCCUAUGGCCUAUCCCUGGCUCCCUGGGUUUUUACUAAAGUCAUGAAGGAAGUAAUUACUUACUUAAGAUCCAAUGGUUUGAAAUCCGUCAUGUAUUUAGAUGACAUACUUUGCAUAGGCGAUGACUAUCCUGAUUGUAUUAGAAACGUAAAUGAGACGGUAAAGCUACUCCAAUGUUUAGGCUUCGUUAUUAACUUUAGUAAAAGUUCACUGGAACCCAAACACAGUUGCAAGUUUUUGGGAUUCAUUUUUGAUACUCGUAACAUGUCAAUGUCUUUGCCGAAUGAUAAGCGUAAUAAAAUUGCUCAGUUAGUUAACAAAUUUAUGAAGUUGCCACGCUGUAGUAUUCGUGAAUUUGCUCAAUUGAUUGGCGUACUUGUCGCAGCUUGCCCUGCUGUUAAGUACGGAUGGCUGUACACCAAAAUUUUAGAGCGGCAAAAAUUCCUAUUUUUGCAAAAACAUAAUGAUAACUUUGAGGCCAAAAUAUCUUUACCUAAUAUCAUUUGUACUGACUUAGAUUGGUGGAAUAAGAAUAUUGCUACUGCAAAUAAUCCAAUGAGGACAGAAAACUUUAAAUAUGAAAUCUUUACAGACGCCUCCAGGUCCGGCUGGGGCGCAGUAUGUGGCAAUAAAAGAGUAAAUGGACUUUGGAAAAUUGUUGAAAUGGAAUACCAUAUAAAUUACUUGGAACUGUUCGCGGUAUUUUUAGCCCUAAAAAGUCUCGCUGCAGACGUUACCAACUGUGCAAUAUUAUUACGAAUCGACAACACGACCGCGAUUAGUUAUAUUAACCGCAUGGGCGGAAUACAAUUCCCACAUCUGAAUGACCUAGCAAGAUCAAUUUGGCAAUGGUGUGAGGAGCGCCAUAUUUGGUUAUACGCAUCAUACGUGAAUACCAAACAUAAUUACGCAGAUGAGGAGUCUCGAAAAAUCAACCCUGACACAGAGUGGGAGUUGUCCGCCCAUGCUUUCGAUACGAUUAUAAAAAUAUUAGGUAACCCGGAUGUAGAUUUAUUUGCUUCACGUGCUAACGCGAAAUGCGACGUAUUUGUCUCCUGGAGGCAAGAGCCAGAUGCCAUGGCGGUAGACGCGUUUACGCUUAACUGGAGUUCUAGUUUUUUCUAUGCAUUCCCACCUUUCUCACUGGUACUAAAAUGCUUACGAAAGAUUGUCGACGACAAAGCGGAUGGGAUACUUGUAUUCCCCUACUGGCCUUCACAGGCAUGGUUCCCUUUCCUGACAAAACUCCUAAAGUCGGAAAUAAUAAUUUUCAAUCCUCACAAACAACUCUUGAAAUCACAUUUCAGGGACCACCACCCCUUGCAUGCCAGCCUUACCCUGGGUGCCGCGAGGCUUUGCGGGCGGCGUUCAUCAAGCGGGGAACCCCUCUUGAGGCAGUACCUCUAAUGCUAGCCUCAUUAGCUCGGACCACUUUAAGUCAAUAUAACGUAACCCUAAAGCUCUGGUGGGAAUAUUGCAAUUCAAAAACUUUGAUGCGUAUUUUAUGUCGAUACCCACAGUACUUUCCUUUUUAACGGAACUAUUUAAUAAGGGUUGUUCGUAUAGUUCAUUGAAUAGCCACCGUUCGGCGUUAUCCUUGCUGCUUGGUAGCGAAAUAGGUACAGAUAACUGUGUCAAAAGACUUUUGAAAGGGGCAUUUAAAUUGAAACCAAUAACACCAAAAUAUAAUUCCACCUGGGACCCUCAGGUUGUACUAAAUCAUCUUUCGUCUUGGUUUCCCAACUCCGAUAUCCCCCUAGAAAAAAUAACUAAAAAACUAGUUACUCUGUUAGCACUCUGUACAGCUCACAGAGUGCAAACCUUAUCUCUCAUAAAACUAGAAAAUAUCACAGAAGCCCCAGAUGGAAUCAAAAUUGCAAUAGUUGACAUAAUUAAAACUUCCGCGGUAGGCCGAGAACAACCCAUAUUAAAAUUGCCCUUUUUCCGCGAAAAAUUAAGUAUCUGCCCAGCUACAACCCUUAAGGAUUACAUUUUCGUCACGAAAAAGUUAAGGGUCGAUAGCAAGGGAACUCUUUUCCUUACGUAUAAGCGACCUCACAAAGCCGCUAGCAGUCAAACCCUAAGUAGGUGGAUUAAACUAGUAUUACACGAAAGUGGCGUGGAUGUCAAUGUAUUCAGUGCUCAUAGCACCCGCCAUUCUGCUACCUCAACCGCUUUUGCGGCUGGAAUCAGCCUAGAUACGAUUAGAAAGGCAGCUGGCUGGACCAGCAACUCUCAAACUUUUGCCAAAUUUUAUAACCGGCCAAUAAUCAACUGUAAUGAUGAUUAUGAUUUCGCUAGAUCGAUUUGUUUCCCAGAAACCAUUGUCAGCGACAGUGAUGAAUCUUAAAUGCUAAUUAUACCAGAUAUACAUAAAUUCAUAUGAUUUAAUAUAUUGUUUUGUGAUGAUUAGACAUGCUAAAUACUAAAUGAAGAAAAUAAAACAAUGAAUAAUAAAAGCAGUUUUAUUUUUUUUACAAAACUUUCUAACAUCUCUAAACAUCUACCUGUUAAAACAUUAUAUCGAGAAUGAAGCGAUGAAAUAUAAUAGAUGAUUAAACGAACUUUCCUAAAGUGAAGUUCGAUCACUAUUAUAUGAGUCGCUUCAUUCGAAGAUAUAAGCAUAAUCACCCACCCAUCCCUAGGUGACCCAAAUAAGAAAGUUUUGUUGUGACUCUAAAAAAUGAAGUCUACGGCAGCGCCCCACCCUUAGGUGGCGGCAGCCGGAUGUACUAAUACCAGUUUUCAAUCAAAUGAAGUACUCUAAAAGCGUGCCAGUUGCCUG
Molecule: messenger RNA, 4458 nt
Organism: Leguminivora glycinivorella
Lineage: Eukaryota; Metazoa; Arthropoda; Insecta; Lepidoptera; Tortricidae
Exons: 2
Coding region: 1326-3080 (584 amino acids)
Source: RefSeq, a predicted model, not a curated record